Messenger RNA from Haliotis rubra (blacklip abalone), 632 nucleotides. Its product is annotated as sodium-dependent dopamine transporter-like. Bases 1 to 624 code for a protein of 207 amino acids. Gene Ontology annotation, biological process: sodium ion transmembrane transport. Gene Ontology annotation, cellular component: membrane. The record is from RefSeq and is a predicted model, not a curated record. The transcript has 4 exons. Lineage: Eukaryota; Metazoa; Mollusca; Gastropoda; Lepetellida; Haliotidae.
AUGUCCGACGAAGACCAACAUACUACGAGUGUUCGCUCAGAAACAAGAGAGACGUGGGGACAUAGAGUAGAUGGCAUCAUCACUAUGUUGGGCUACAGCGUUGGAGAUGGAACUUUGCUCAAGUUUCCUUACCUGUGCGCCAGAAACGGCGGAGGCGCCUUCCUGAUCCCCUAUCUGCUUUUUGUGGGUCUCUGUUCACUUCCGUUAUACUUCCAAGAGGUCGUCAUCGGGCAGUACUACCAGAGAGGCCCAGUUGAGGUGUGGAAAUUUUGCCCCGCCAUGAAAGGUCUGGGUUUGGGUUCGGCGUUGGUGUCGUGGGUGUACGCCAUGUACACCUCCAUGUACUUCUCCUGGUACCUCUACUUCUUCUUCAACUCCUUCCUCAACCCCUUGCCCUGGUCCACGUGUGGCAACUACUGGAACACGCCCAGCUGUGUGGAGUCGACGCUGCGGCAUGCUGGGAUGAACACCACGGUGAAUGGCACUGGAUAUCUACAAGGUGACAUAAACACUACGAAGUUGGAUCUCCUGAAUAUGUCCACUGAUGGUUUUGCCAGCGCCACUGAAGAAUUCUGGAGGCAGGUUACGCACAAUACAGUCAAACACGUUUGUGUCGAAGUUUGAUGUGUCGA